Messenger RNA from Caretta caretta (loggerhead turtle), 4219 nucleotides. It is a transcript of the gene TMEM248, whose product is annotated as transmembrane protein 248. Lineage: Eukaryota; Metazoa; Chordata; Testudines; Cheloniidae. The record is from RefSeq and is a predicted model, not a curated record.
CCUGUUGGCCGUCAGGGAAUCUUGUCCCCCCUGAGCCGCCGUCCGCGGCUGGCUGGGGGUGAGAGGUGACGUGACGGCUGCGUCCCCGGAAGCCGCGGGACGGGAGGGAGGGAGGCCGGCGGAGCAGGGCGUCGGAGCAGCCGCCUGGCCACAGCCUCCCGCAGGGCCGGAGAAUGGUGCAGGGCCAGCCGCCCCGCCGCCUGUGAGCCCGGCCGCCGCCUCCGGGCCCCGCCCUGCUCCGCCCCGCCCGGGGGCUUCUUCGCCCUGCGCCGCCGGACACAGAAGAGUGGGAGGGUAACUUGAAGGUCAGAAAGGGCUGGGCACUGGAAAAUUUACAGUCAAUGUCAGAGCCUUGAAGUAAGGCUCUUGGGACACCUCUGCCAGGCAGCUUGCUGUCUGUUACUGGGACAAGUUUUGAAGCCAUUCAGCUGGGAGCUGAUCUGAUUCCAACAGGAUGAAUAAAAACAUCUGUGAACUCUUAAAUUCUUAGUUUUCUCCCAUUAAAAUCAGUGGUGAAAGAGAAAAUAAGAAAACUACACAAAUUAAUAGGUGGAUCUAAUCAGAAUAAUGUUCAACAUAAACCCUUUGGAGAAUCUGAAGGUUUACAUCAGCAGUCGCCCUCCUCUUGUGGUCUUUAUGAUCAGUGUAAGCGCUAUGGCAAUAGCUUUUCUGACACUGGGUUAUUUCUUUAAAAUCAAGGAGAUCAAGUCACCGGAAAUGACAGAGGACUGGAAUACUUUCCUCUUGAGGUUUAAUGAUUUGGACUUCUGUACAUCAGAGAAUGAAACCUUAAAACAUCUCAUCAAUGAUACCACAACUCCAGAAAGUACAGUGACUAGUGGACAAGCCAGAUCUUCUACACAAUCUCCACAGACUCUUGAGGACUCUGGUCCAGUAAACAUCUCUGUGACAAUCACUCUGACACUGGACCCACUCAAACCAUUUGGCGGGUAUUCCCGUAAUGUCACACACCUAAGUUCCACAAUUUUGGGGCAUCAGAUUGGACUCUCAGGCAGAGAAUCUCACGAGGAGAUAAAUAUUACGUUCACCCUGCCUGCUGCUUGGAAUUCAGAUGACUGUGUUCUCCAUGGUCACUGUGAGCAGGUGGUAUUUACAACCUGUAUGACUGUCUCAGCAGCCAGCAAUGUGUUUCCUGUCACAGUUCAGCCACCACAUUGUGUUCCUGAGACGUACAGCAAUGCUACCCUCUGGUACAAGAUCUUCACUACAGCCAGGGACUCAAAUACAAAAUAUGCACAAGAUUAUAACCCUUUCUGGUGUUACAAAGGAGCCAUUGGAAAAGUCUAUCAUGCUUUAAAUCCCAAAUUAACUGUCAUAGUUCCAGAUGAUGAUCGCUCACUAAUAAACUUGCAUCUCAUGCAUACCAGUUAUUUUCUUUUUGUGAUGGUGAUUACAAUGUUCUGCUAUGCAGUUAUUAAAGGUAGACCAAGCAAACUGAGGCAAAGCAAUACAGAAUUCUGCCCUGAAAAAGUUGCUUUGUCAGAAGCAUAAUCCAUCUCCUUUUACUGAAAAUGGCUGAGAACCAUAAUCAUUGCCUGCUGAACCCAGACUGGGUCUUAAGACUUUGUGAAUACGUUAUCUUGCAAUGUUGGUUUAUUCCAACCAAAGACAUUUCAAGUGCCUGUAAUUGAUUUGUACAUAUUUAUAAAAGUAUAUUCAGAUGACGCACUUGUUCCGCACAGUAGUGUGGCGAGAAUCUUUAAAUCUUUACCUGUGGACAUAGCUGAAUGUUUGUGUAGAUAAUAGAUGUGUGUAGUGAUAAGGAUCACGUAGUCAGAGCAAGAUAUUUUUGUCUAGCUGCAUCUGGGCAGGUUAAGAUGCCUUUCCAAAUGUCUCAAACAAUACAAACCCUUCGUUUUUGCCCAAUGAUAUGUACAGCGUGUUUGAAACAGUAUGCAUCUUUGAUAUAAUAUUGCAUUUCCAAAGCCACUGAUCUACUACAUAAAUUCAGUGUGUGUAUGUGGCUUAAUACUUUUUUCCAUUUUCUCCUUGCUUGCAAGAAAAGAUAUCAACAUUUCUAGAUUUUUUUUUAAGAGAAAUACAUAUUCACAUUUUAAUAUUGCUGUAGUUAGGACAAACUUGUGCUUUUAUCCAGAAUUUAAUAAAAAAGGCAAAGUCUUAUUUUAAAAUCCUUUCUAUUGUAAAGUGCUAAGAUUCACUUUUCAUGGGGCCUGCUGGAAUGGCAGAGCAGUGAUCUGCAUUGGGGUUGUAUGGAAAGUUUUCCACUUACUUUGCCUCUGCUCCACAGCCUUCAAAUCAGCAACUUCCUUGGUAUAAAAUAGCUUUUUAUAACCUGUCUAAAAAGUGGAUUUAAAAAAAAAAGGAUGCAUUCUAUUAAUAGUCAGUUGUGGCUCCAUGGAGCCUGGUCAAGUGCAAAUAACAAAGGGAAAAGGAAGAUAUAGUAACUUAAAGACCAUUGUAAGUGCUUCAUGUUGGACCUUCCAUACAUCUCUAAAGGGCAGCUGAAAAUGACAUAUUUUUAUUAGCUUUGUCCAAUUUUUAUCUACUGUUGUCUUCUGAGGGGAAGAUGACAACUAGUGGGCUAGUCCUGUUGUGAAUAAGUUGAGGGAAACCUUGCCUGAGAAAUUUGUAUUGGUCUUUGUGUCCAUUGUUAAAAUCAGAGCAGACUUGAUUUCUUGGAGUGCUUUUGUUCUGUGGGUUUUUUCCCAUUUCUGGCUUAUUCCGUCUCCUUCCAGCCUGUCCUCCAGUUAUCUUUUUAAUUCUCGUAAGACAGAAGUUUCCUGUAGACACUUCCACCACAGCUUUUAAAAUCUCACUGGUUGCCUUAAUGACCCUUCAUGUCAUCUUUCAGCUUUCCUGUCAGGUAGCGCAAUUCUAAAUGUGGGUGUAUACAUUUUUCUUUGAUACGUUUCACACUGCCAUGUGAUACAUGAAACCAUAAAUCCAAUUCAAAGACUGUAAUCGCUGAUAUGUUGGCAUAAAAUCCUCUCUGUCUAGACACUGUUGAUUGCACAUUGCUGUGUUCUGCAGACCAUCUUAUAUAUUGUAUAAAAUCACUUUUCUUCAGAAAAUAGUUCCUCAUAUAAUUGUGAUCGCUGUACACAGCAUAUUGGUUAUUUCACUAAAAUGUGUUUUCUCCAGAUACCUUAAGAUUAAACUUUAGAGACAGCCGUUUAGUUUGAAAUCCAUAAAUGAAAUAACUAAGGCUUCUGAUCUUCAGUUGAAGCUACUGUUCACUAGUAAAACUCCACCAACGAAGCAGUAAAUUUACUAAAUAAAAAUAUGUAGAAAGCUUAAAGUGAAAUUCUAUUCUACUGCUCCUAACUUAUGCAUUCCCAACCUUUUAUUUAGUACUCGUCUUUGAAACUGACUGAGGGGUGGUUCAGAAUGGAUAACUGCGGAAGGAGCUUAGUGCUGGUACAGUCAGUACCGGAAAAUGCCCCGAGAACACUUACAUCAUGUAAAGAUACUUGAAAUAAAUCCAAAAUCAAUGCUCUAGUUCAGCAAACUAACGUCAAACCCCAAAAGCACCAAACAGAACUACCUAGAAAGAAAAACACAAUUGGAUGUGUUGGGGGAACAGGUUUUUUAUAGGAGGUGGUUUUGGUAAUUAGAGGGGCCAGCUUCAAAAAUACAUAGUCAAACCCCACAAACAACUGCACUGCAAAUAAACAUUAAGCUCAGAUUGCAACCCACAAAUGCAAGGAGAUUAGCAUUAAGGGCAUAUUUUUCAUUCUUAACUUACCCCUUUGUACCUAGGUAUUGCAGCACACAGGUGAGGUCACCCAGUAGGCUAAGACUUUAUCAUACUUACGAGUAUUGGAUUGUACCUAGGCACAAUAUACAAAAAUUAAAUGCAGCCAAGCAGAAGGGUAAAAACUUAAUAUUAAAGUGGUUGUUCAGAUCAUAUUGAUCUUUCCUUUUUGUUUUCUUUUUCUUUUUAACUAUGACUUGAAUCAGUUUUGAUUCUAUUUGUAAGUGUUUUCUUGUUGUUAGAAAGCUGCCAUUUCUGUUGCAUUUUUCUUUGGCAUUACAUAGAAAGUCUGAGCCUUGGUUUACAGCCUUCCUCUGCAGGUGAUGUAGGGUUAAGAUGGUAUUUUUUUUAAAAAAAAAAACACAUUUCACUUGUAUUGUUGCAUGAUGGUUAAUAGCAGAUUUGGUAAUGACACUUCUCUCCUAUAUUAAUUUUGUGUUUGUAAGAUGUGCAUAUUGCUUUGCAGAAUAAAAAAAAAGUUUA